UUAAAUCAAUUUCUAAUAAUACGAAAAAAUAUCUCAGAUAAAAAAUAAGGUGAAGAACUAUAAUUAAUAUAUUUUCAUCACUCCUAUAUGAGCAAACUCUAAUUUGUAUUAAUUGCUGCACUUCUUCUUGUUGCAGUCUCUGCUAAAACCGCUUAGGAAUGGAAGACACGUAACAUUUAUCAAAUCAUCACUGAUAGAUUCGCUCUUGGUGAUGGAUCUAAGCCAUACUGUGAUUUAAAUAAAUAACCCUACUAUUGUGGUGGUAACUUCAAGGGUAUUGAGAACAAUCUUGACUACAUUCAAGGUAUGGGUUUCAAUGCUAUUUGGAUCUCUCCUGUUCCUGAUAACUACCCCAACUAAUUCCAUGGUUAUGCUGCCAAGAACAUGACUGAAAUAAACAGCCAUUUUGGUGGUGCUGAUGGUCUUAAAUCUCUUAUUGAUGCAUGCCACAAGAGAGAUAUCUGGGUUAUGAUUGAUGUUGUUGCUAACCACAUGGGUAACACCGAUUAAAACUACUCUGAAAAUAUUCCCUUCAACUCUCCUGAUCACUAUCACUCUUACUGUAUUAUUUCUGAUUCAGAUUUCGCAACUAAGAAUAUGUACAACAUUCAACACUGCAGACUUGCUGGGCUUGCCGACCUUAACUAAGAAAAUUCUUAUGUUAGCAACUAUCUUGUUAACUGGAUUAAGGAUCUUGUUUAAACCUACAACGUUGAUGGUAUUAGAAUAGACACUGUCCCUGAAGUACACCCUGACUUCUGGAAAUAAUAUACUACCUCUGCUGGUGUUUUUGCUACUGGUGAAGUUUUUGAUGGUGAUUUUGGAUAUGUUGCCAGCUACAUUCCCUCUGUUGGCUCAGUCUUGAACUAUCCUUGGUACUUUAACAUGAGAGAUAUCUUCGUUAACCAAAAGGAUAUGUGGGGAGUUAGAACCUAUUACUAAAAUUGGGCUAAUUAACACGCUGAUCUUUCUAUCCUUACUCCUUUCGUUGAUAAUCACGAUAAUCCUCGUUUCUUAUCUGAUCAAGUCUUCAAUAAUGGUAAAGACAGAAACACUCGUAUUCAACUCUUAAAGGGAUACACAACUUUCACUCUUACAUCUAUUGGUAUUCCUAUUCUUUACUACGGUACUGAAUAAUACUUCUCUGGUAAUACUGAUCCUUAUGACCGUGAACCUUUGUGGAACAGCUUAAACACUAACUCUGAUAUGUACAAAUAUGUCCAAUCUAUUUUAUAUGCUAAGAACAUCACUAAUGCUGGAUUAUAAGGAUAAACUGAAGCUUAUUGUGACCAAGAUUUAUAUGCUUUCUUCAGAGGUAAAUUGUUCGUUGGUGUCACUUCUAAGUUUAAUUAAGUUACAAGACAAAUUGUUACUCAUCCCUUCUCAAAUGGUGAAGUUAUUUGCAAUAUUUUCUAUCCUACUUAAGAUUGCCUUACAAUUACUAAUAACUCCUUCAACCUUGUUCUUAUUGGUGGUGAAGCUAAGAUCUUUGUUCCUAAAUCUCUCCUCUAAAAAUCAAGUUAAUUUUUGAGAUCUGCUUCUAGUUGA
Messenger RNA from Tetrahymena thermophila SB210, 1548 nucleotides. RefSeq names its product alpha amylase domain protein. The record is from RefSeq and is a predicted model, not a curated record. NCBI's taxonomy places the organism in Eukaryota, Ciliophora, Oligohymenophorea, Hymenostomatida, Tetrahymenidae. Gene Ontology annotation, molecular function: calcium ion binding; alpha-amylase activity. The transcript has 6 exons. Gene Ontology annotation, biological process: carbohydrate metabolic process.